Lindgomyces ingoldianus is the source of this 2076-nucleotide messenger RNA. RefSeq lists its product as uncharacterized. The record is from RefSeq and is a predicted model, not a curated record. NCBI's taxonomy places the organism in Eukaryota, Fungi, Ascomycota, Dothideomycetes, Pleosporales, Lindgomycetaceae. Gene Ontology annotation, molecular function: RNA binding; 3'-5'-RNA exonuclease activity. The transcript is spliced from 4 exons. The coding region runs from base 156 to 2003 and encodes 615 amino acids.
GCUCCUUCCUCGCCCUCACCCGCUCCUUCCACCCCCCUCUCCACCUCCGCCCUCACACCUUCCUCUAGCUACAAUCUUGACGUCAACAACAGCGGCGCCUCUCACCACCGUCACUUAUCCAUUCGAGACAACUGAGACAUCAUCGUCGACUCACAAUGAGCAACGCUAUGCCCGCCCAACCAAAUCAGACACCCGCUCUCGAGCGGUACGUCGUCAUCCACGUAGCGACCACAUGUGACGAACACGGCGUAUAUGUGACCAAAGACUCAGCAGAAGUCAUUGAGCUAGGGUGGAUUCUGCUUGAUGCUAAAUCCUGCGAAGAACUCCACCGUGAAAGUGUUUUAGUGAAACCAGUCAAUACUCCUAUCACUGCGCUGUGUACCAGUUUGACCACGCUUACUUGGGACCAGGUCCGCAACGCCGGAACCUUCCGUGAUGCCGUUAACCGCUUCGACGGGUUUGCCCAGGAGCACCUCCUCCCUAAAAAUCUCGAAUUUGCUUUCGUGACUUUGGACUCUUGGGAUCUGCGUGUGCAAUUGCCCCGGGAAGCUCGUGAUAAGGCAGUUGUGCUUCCUCCAUAUCUCCAACACUCCCGUACCUUCGACCUCCGCACCGAAUAUCAGCGUUGGCAAGCCCACCACCCGGAGUCGCUGCCCUUUGGGUCAAGUGCACUCGCCAAUAUAUGUGCUGCCCUCGAGGUUGAGCCUGUCCAGUCCUCGGCGCCAAUUAAACACAACCUACCCUUUCACCUCCAGGCUUUGGCUCCUGCUUCCCCGAGACGGGCCAUGGAAGAGGCGGUGACGCUUGCACGAGUUCUUCGAGGCCUCAUCCGCAAAUCCCAACCGCCUUCAGAUCAUCCCGACGUUCUUUCUAGGCCCAUGGAUGCCCGUGCCGACGUCCGAGCAUUCCUCUCCGAGCGGAGCAAAAUCCUGCACAUGAGCGGUUUGCCCCAUGACACCACACAGUCUGAACUCGAGAGUUGGUUCACUCAAUUUGGCGGUCGUCCUAUCGCCUUUUGGACUCUACGCACCCCCGACCAACAUAAACCCACAGGGUCUGGCUUUGCCGUCUUUUCAUCCCACGAGGAGGCUGCUGAGAGCUUAUGCAUGAAUGGCCGUGCUCUCAAUGAGAAAGCCAUUGAGGUUUCUCCCUCCUCUAGCCGUGUCUUGGACCGUGCCGCCGAUAUUCUGACACCGUUUCCACCCAGCAAGAACCGACCUCGCCCCGGUGACUGGAACUGCCCGUCAUGCGGCUUCUCCAAUUUCCAGCGACGAACCGCCUGCUUCCGAUGCUCGUUCCCUGCCAUGUCCCAGGGCCCGCCUGGAGGAGACCCAAUGGCCUACCAGUACGGGUACAACCACCCCUCAAUGAUGCCUCCUACUCACCACAUGGGUCACGGACACGGCAUGGGCGGCGGCCAUAUGCGUGGUAAUACUGGUGGGGUGGUUCCUUUCCGUGCCGGUGACUGGAAGUGCGGCCACGAUGGGUGUGGAUACCACAAUUUUGCCAAAAAUGUCCAGUGCUUGCGCUGUGGUGCCAGCCGUGCUGGUGCCGCUGUGGUUGCGGAUACUGCCUUCCCAUCUCCCAUGGACACCCCCUCAAGCUUCGGUAUGGGGCCGCCAUCGAUGGGCGGCACUCCUGGAGGUGGUCCCUACGGUGCUGCUGCUUUUGGUUCGGGUCCUGGCUUCCCUGGGCAACAGUUUGGCGGGCCUCCAAGCUCCUAUGCUCUUCCCUCUGGGAUUGGUGCAGCGAGCCCGUAUCCUCCAAUGGGCACUCAAUAUGUCCCGAACGGUGGAAUGCACUCCACUCCUUUCGAUAGCCGCUCCGCUGAAGCUGCCUUCACCGCCGCUGACCAGUACCCGACGCCAGCUGGCAUGUCUAAUGGUGGCUUCAAUGAUGGUCGUAACGACCCCUUCUCUUUCCUCUCAACUGGUCUCGGCGGGCUGUCGAUGAAUGAUAACCGUCGUGAUGUCUCAAAUUCUGCGAGCAAGUCUCCAGCGUAAGAGUCCCGUACAUAUCAGGUAUUAGCCCGGGGAGCAUGGAUCUUACACAAGAGCUUUUGGCAUGGAACGGUUA